Molecule: messenger RNA, 531 nt
Organism: Cannabis sativa
Lineage: Eukaryota; Viridiplantae; Streptophyta; Magnoliopsida; Rosales; Cannabaceae
Product: ankyrin repeat-containing protein BDA1-like
Exons: 1
Coding region: 1-531 (176 amino acids)
Molecular function (GO): protein binding
Source: RefSeq, a predicted model, not a curated record
AUGGAGAGUAGCUUGCUUUACCAAGCUGCCCGGAAAGGGAAUGUCGCGGCAUUAAGCGAACUUCAACUAGAUAAUUUAAUUCUCGACAAGUUCUUCAUCAAUAAUAGUUUUUCUGAGACACCUCUUCAUGUGUUAGCUAUGCUCGGUCAUGUAGAUUUUGUGAAGGAGCUCCUCAAUCACAAGCCCGAACUCGCCAAGGAACUUGACAUGUGGCGUUGCACGCUGCUCCACUUGGCAGUGGCGAACGACCACCUUGAAACAGUCAACCUAUUACUUUCAGUCGUUGAUUGUGAACUCUUGUGCACGACUUGGGAUGAAGAAGAAAGAAACCCUCUUCAUCUUGCUGCCAUGAGAGGGCGAAUUGAUGUGUUGAGGGAGCUACUCAAAGUAGCUCCUAAGGCUGGUCAAGUCGGUUUGAAGGGUCAAAGUGGGACCAUUUUGUAUGUUUGUGUCAGGUAUAAUCAGUUGGAAGCUAUGAAACUUUUGAUGGAUGUUAUAGAUGAUUACCAAUUUUGUGAAUGCCAAAGAUGA